GAAAAUUUGCUGCUGAAUUUACAUCAUUUUCGUGAAAUUUAAUAGCUUAUAAUUUUAAAAUCACAUGCUGCUACAGUCCUCAGUCAAGCGGCAGCAAUGGCCAAGAAUGGCUGGGAGGUUUUCCUUGCCAAAAAGCGACCUCUGGACAAUGAACAACACCCUGGCGAUAGUGGUCCAGACAGCGGCCAGAAGCGGCAAAAGGUGGCGCAGACUUCGCCACAUGCGACUAAGUGUAGCAAGAGUGAUUUGGCCAGUCUAUUCCCUAACUUGUUCAGACUAACAAAUGCUAAGCUGUCUACUGCAAAUAAGAAUGGGCGUAGAGUUGAAAAAAAUUCUGACCUUGUGGAAAGAGGAACUGUUGAAACAGCCUCAGCUUCUUCAAAGAUUGCAUCUGAGAAGACAGUAAGGAAUGAUUGGAAGAUACUUCCAACUCAGCACCAUUCAGGGGUCAGAGAUAAGUUUUUCACUACAAGAAAUAUGGUUGUCACAAACGUCAAGGUUCACAAUGAAGUCAAGUAUAGGGUCUUCAAGAUGAAAAACAGUGCGCAGAACAGAGCAAAAGCUACAUCAAAGAAGAGAUCUGAUGCUAGUCAACUCAAGUCUUCAACUGCCAAGUUGAACACAACAAAGACUGAUUCUGAAAACAGUCUUUCCGAUCAAGAAUCGGUGAAAGUUAAAUGGAACUUCACUGCCAGGGGCAAAAAAAAUUCCUUGAAAACAAAAUCAAACGAGACAUCUCAGCAGCCUGCUUUUGCCAUGAACAAAGAACAAACUUCUGUGAAAACUACAGAAAAACCGGCAGGCGAGAAAAUUUCACAAGCAAAUCAGGCUUCCAGUAAGGAUUUAGUUUCGAAUGAUUUAUACCAAAGUAAAAUUUCACGCGAUCACUGCUCAAAUAGCGAUAAAAAUACUGACUCUACAGUGGGAUGUUCUGGCCUUCCUUCUGGAUCAUCAUGCACAGGCAGUAAUGUAUUGAAUGCUAGCGACCAUCAAAGAGACUGCGCUAUAUCUUCUCACCCUAUUGAGGAUGGAGAGCGUAAAGCCAAAGUAUUCAAGAAAGAAAACGAGUGUUCCUCUUCAGACUGGGACAACAAAGAUGGCAAACUUACGUCUGGGUUGAAUGAUAAAGAUACAGAAUUAUCACACGAUCAGUCAGAGGCCGCCGAUUCUUUAGAUUUCAUCAAAGAAGAAAUGAUUGACGACGCUGACAGUAAUCCUGUUGAGGACCUCGAAGAUUCUCUCGUUGACAACAUCCUUGCUAAGUAUUCAGACGUGCUACCUAAAGCUGCCAAACUUCUCAGUGAUUUUUAUGGUAUAUCUUGUCCGUUUCCUUCCAAAGCCGUAUCUAUCACGCCAGCAUCUCAAGUGUCUUCAUCUUCUGCUAUCAAGGAAGAAAAAUUCUCGAGUGAAGUUGGAGCGCAAGUUGGAAUAAAUAAUGGCGAAAACACUUUCACAAUAUCUCCCGUAGUGAAGCGAGUCCCGUCUUCAAUACUUGAGCCGCAAGUUCUCAUCCACGAGCCUGGAAAUAGUUUGUCUAUGUUUGAAGACUAUGGCGAUGUGGUAGUAAGCGAUCACGAAGUUUUCAGUGAUGUUGAGAGCAGUGAAGAUGAAUCAGAAGGAAAGGACUACCGUAAUAUGGAAUAUAUUCGACAUAUCAGACGCCAUAUUGGCGUGACGCAAUACAAUCCAGCUGUGAUACUUGAUACUGGUAAGGUGGUCGCGCCUCAAACUGUUCUACGGACCUCGCAGAGCCCAGUCCCAGCAGCCCAGGAUGCUGAUGUUGUGUCGUCGGUCCAGGCAGCUCUGUUGGCUCGUCCAGCUUUAACUAUUACUCCUGUUCAAGGUUUGAAUGCCACAAAAGAGCCAGAUCAAAGUUUUGGUCGUUCUUUAAAAUCAAAUUUAGGUUCUCACGACAAUAAUCAGAACAUUUUCGGCUUUAAUAGCAUGUCUUCUUGUGCAAGUGGUGUGAACAGUGCAAUCUCUGAAAAUUCUUUGAAUAACGUGUUAACCAGUAAAUCAAAUAAAGAUAAAAAAUCUAUGAAUAAUCUCAAAGCUCCCGACUCAACUUUGACGAAUUAUUCCAAAAAAUCCAAAUCUCCGGAAUCUCCAUCGAAGGCAUCUUAUUGUAUUAACCCUAGAACUCCUCACUACCCUGCCGUGAUGAGUGCUACGCGCGGGUUGGCUGCUCCAGUAGUGAAAGAGUCGACCACGUCUUCUCCUGUGAUACGCCAGCAUUCAAUUUCUUCACCUACGACUGUGCCAACAGUUACUUCUCCUAACUAUGUAAUGUCUAAUCCUGCCACAACGUCUAGAUGGAAUCAAAUGGAUUCUCCUGCAACUUCCAUGAUCCUUUCUAGCAACAGUAGUCAGAUGACCUCUAGAUCAGAUGCUCGAACAAGCUCAUCAAUUUCUAGUGCAGUUGUGUCAGGUGGGAACACAACGUUAGUUAGAUUCGGAACACUGCUGAUUUCUAAGGCUUCAACUUCGAUACAUAAUACUUCAAGCACUAAUCACUCUGUAGAUUCGCAUAUUUCGAAAUGUGAUGCAAAAAACAUAAUUGUGGGCAAUACGAUGAACGUUCCAACUUCUUCCAAUGAAAAUAGCUUAAUACCUUGCAGUAGUAAUGCUCCCGUUCAAACAGCUACCAACAAGACACCCUUAACUUCAGUGAGUGCUCCUUGUCUGUCGAGUACCUCGCUAACCCAAGCCACGUCCACCACACAGACGUUCUUGGUGCAGCCUCAUUCAGUUGCCGGUGAGCCUAAGCCCCCCAUGCUGCUGGUCAGAGCUAACAGCAUUGAAGACGUCAAGAAUUUGUUCUUAAAGAGGCAGAUUGUGUUUGGUCCGAGACCCGCUGUGGCCACCACAUCCCAGACUUGUGUUAACAAGGUGCCCGUGAGCGCCAUAGCUUCAAUGGCUAAUGGAAGUGAUUCUGUCACCACUACAUCUUCAUCACCUGCUACAUCGUCAUCGUGUAAUUCACAUAGAAUUGUUCUUUCUUAUUCAAAGAAAGGUUACUCAAUAGCUUCUAGUACGCUUAAAUGUGCGGUCGAUGUAGACGCUCAUGUGAAAAACUCGGCAACGAAGAAGUCUUCAGAUCUCGGCUUUGAGCUCUUCCCUUCUGUGAAACCCUUCAGUAUCGUGUUGAAGUCUUCCGACAUAGUUGAUCUGAAAGGCAAAACUACAGUUAAUGUCAAUGAAUUGGUUGUACAGAAUGGAAGGUUGUGCGUUCAAGACAGUAAAGCGGAAGUCAAACGCGAGGAAGUUUAUGCUCCACCAGAGCUUCUCUCAACGUCUCCAAGUCCUCCUUACAUUCUUCCUACUUGCGCCAGUCCUCCCCUGGAUGUUGUCUUAACGGAGGAGUCUAAGUUCAGUCUUGCAACUUCAAAUUAUCCAAAAUUACAUGAAAAUCAAACUAUUAGCGCCAAAAAUGAGCACGAUGUUUGCGAAGCAUCCGUUGGCAGCUGCGCUGAAGUCGAAAUCAAGCAUGAGCCUGAUGUGUCUGAUCCUGACGAUACAUCAGCUUGUCAGGAUUUAGGUAAUCCAAUUAAAACUGAUGUGUUGAAUGAGACCAAAGCUUCACUGGGGAUGACUAGCUCUUGUACCAGAGUCACUGUCAGCAACGGUUUAGCUAACUCAUUUACCCUCUCUUCUCCAACAGCGGAUAGUCCUCGAUCUUGUACUGUUUCUUCGGCACUAAGCUUAUCUGGUGCUGUUAACACUGUACCGAUAUCGUCUUUUGAAAUAGUCUUGAAUAAAGGAAUUAGUCAAGCUGUUGGCUCGUAUAAGUCUAGCUGUAGUCCUCCUGUGCUAUUGGACCAACAACAGCCUCAAAGAUCCUCUAGUUUGUACGCUCCCAACAUGUCUCAGCCCGCAAGUUCGCUUGCUGCAGCCGAUGCUACACGCAGUAAUGGCGCUGCAAUAUCCGAUACGUCUGAAGUUGUGGAAGUCUCUGCAGUGCCCCAUCGAGACACUACUACUACUGGUAGUAGUGUCACUACUAGUGGUAGUAGUGUCUCCUGCCAGUUGAAAGUUGCGGAGGUCUCUGCAGUGGAGGAAGACGGUGAGAGAGACUCUGGUGCAAAGAAGAGCAAAUGUCGCGUCAAGUCGACGUCAACUUACGCGAGGCCGAGGCUCGCUGUCAAGAACUCGCUUGCUCUCAUGGCGCCUACUGCCACCAGUUGUGAUGCUGACAUCACCGCUGCUGAGCCAUCACUAGCCGGCACUGCGGAUCAGCUCGCUUCGCUGUCGCUGGCGCGCCCGUUGUUCACGACGUCCCUCUACUUUGACUACAACGCGACGACGCCCGUCGCUAGCUACGUCCAGGACGUCAUCGUCAGGACCCUGCAGAAGGCCUGGGCCAACCCCAGCUCCUCGUACCCCCUGGGGCGCCGGGCCAGCCGGGCCGUGGAUAAGGCCAGGGUCCGCGUGGCGACCCUGCUCGGUUGCCGGCCCGAGAACAUCGUCUUCACGUCAGGGGGCACUGAGGUCAGUGGGUCAAGUGAGGUCAGUGGGUCAAGUGAGGUCAAGCUGACGGUGGUGGGGUGGCGGCGGCUGACGGAGGAGUUGACCAAGCACGUCAAGUGCAACACGUGCCUCAUCUCCAUCAUGCUCGCCAACAACGAGAGUGGCAUCAUCCUGCCUGUGGCGGAGGUGGCGAGGAAAGUAUACGAGGAAGUAAGCAAGGCGCGGCGGCAGCGGAAGCUGUUCUCAGUGCUCGUGCACACGGACGCCUCGCAGGCCGUCGGCAAACUCAACGUCGACGUCGACGAUCUGGGCGUGGACUACCUGACGCUUACGGGGCAUAAGUUCUACGGUCCACGGGCUGGGGCGCUCUACGUACGCGAGGACCCCAAGGGCUUCUUGCCGGUCUACCCUCUCUUGUAUGGAGGGGGCCAGGAGAGAGGGAUACGGCCUGGCACGGAGAACACUGCGAUGAUCGCUGGUCUGGGCGCCGCCUGCAAGCUCGCGCACGACAACAUCGCUGCCAUCUACAGCAAACUGAAGAAAACGCGAGGCUACCUCGAGACAUGUCUUAAGGCAAAGUUCGGGCGAGACCUGAAGCUGAACUGCCUGGAGCCCUGUGUACCCGAUGACCCCGACGCGUGCGUGUCAGCCCACCUCUCCCUGGGGGGCGCCGGCCCCAUACUCGUCUUCCCCCGCAUCCCCAACACCACCAGCGUCACUUUCAACUACCCACAGGUGACGGCGCAGGCGCUGCUGCAGGUCUGCCCUAACCUCAUGGCCAGCGUCGGCGCCGCCUGCCACUCUGCCGGCGCUCCGGAGUACAAGAAUAGUGAGUGGUGUGAGGGUGUGGAUAUCAGGUGGACUGUUGCGCCUUACAGUGUGAACACCAGGUGGACUGUGGUGCCUUAUAGUGUGGACGUCAGAUGGACUGAGGCGCCUUACAGUGUGGACGUCAGGUGGACUGAGGCGCCUUACAGUGUGGACAUCAGGUGGACUGUUGCGCCUUACGGUGUGGACAUCUGGUGGACUGUGGUGCCUUACAGUGUGGACAUCUGGUGGACUGUUGCGCCUUGUAGCAACGCGUGGACCAUCAGUUGCAGCCAAAGUCCCAUGAAGGUCCGUGGUUGGCAGUAG
Molecule: messenger RNA, 5601 nt
Organism: Hyalella azteca
Lineage: Eukaryota; Metazoa; Arthropoda; Malacostraca; Amphipoda; Hyalellidae
Product: serine-rich adhesin for platelets
Exons: 12
Coding region: 97-5601 (1834 amino acids)
Source: RefSeq, a predicted model, not a curated record